Messenger RNA from Alnus glutinosa, 1389 nucleotides. RefSeq names its product 2-oxoglutarate-Fe(II) type oxidoreductase hxnY-like. NCBI's taxonomy places the organism in Eukaryota, Viridiplantae, Streptophyta, Magnoliopsida, Fagales, Betulaceae. Bases 138 to 1148 code for a protein of 336 amino acids. The record is from RefSeq and is a predicted model, not a curated record. The transcript is spliced from 11 exons.
CGAAAAACGUUUGGCAACCAAGAAAAUAGAUAAACGGCAUUACUAUAUUUUUCUUGCUUAGUGAUCGUUCUCCAUAAAAAUUUCUGCACCUAAUCAUCAAGAGUCCAAAUCCUCCGGUCCUUUGGUUUCCCGGAGAAAUGGAAAAUCAGAGCAAAAACGGCGUCGAUGCCACGAAAAUCUCAGUCCUCAAUUGUAUCGAUCUCUCCAAUCCUGACAUUCACCAGUCUGUGUCGUUGCUCAAACAGGCGUGUUUGGAUUCUGGAUUUUUUUACGUUGUAAACCACGGGAUAAGCGAGGAGUUCAUGGACGAGGUUUUUGCACAUAGCAGAAGGUUGUUCGGUCUGCCAUUAAGCGAUAAAAUGAAGCUUUUAAGGAACGAGAAACAUAGGGGCUACACCCCUGUUCUUGACGAGGUUUUGGACCCUGAAAACCAAGUUCACGGAGAUUACAAGGAGGGAUAUUAUAUAGGAGUUGAAGUAGAAGAAGAUGACCCAGAAGCGGAAAAACCAUUUUAUGGGCCAAAUGUUUGGCCUGCACCAGGAGUAUUGCCCGGAUGGAGGGAGACAAUGGAGAAGUUUCAUCGAGAGGCUUUAGAGGUUUCAAGAGCAGUUGCAAGGUUAAUAGCUCUCGCACUUGAUCUGGAGGUUGAUUUCUUUGACCACCCAAAAAUGCUUGGCGAGCCUAUUGCAACCUUGCGCUUACUGCACUAUGAAGAUAAAAUUUCUGAUCCCUCAAAGGGAUUAUAUGGAGCUGGAGCUCAUUCUGACUUUGGUUUAAUCACCCUUUUGGCAACAGAUGAUGUCUUAGGUCUCCAAAUAUGCAAGGAUAAGGAUGCUAAACCUCAGAUAUGGGAAUACGUAUCACCAUUAAAAGGAGCGUUUAUAGUGAAUCUCGGUGACAUGCUGGAGCGCUGGAGCAAUUGCAUUUUCAAGUCCACAUUGCACAGAGUUUUGGUGAAUGGUCAAGAGCGAUAUUCUAUUGCAUAUUUCGUGGAACCCAGUCAUGAUUGUCUUGUUGAGUGCUUGCGAACCUGCAAGUCAGAAAAUAAUCCUCCCAAGUUUACUCCAGUCUUAUGUCGGACUUACCUGAGCCAACGCUAUCAGGAUACACAUGCUGAUGUGAGUAUAUACAAGCAGCCUCAAUCUUAAAUUUUGCCACAGAAUAUGCAUUGUGGGAUCUGCAAACCAAGUUAAAAAUAUGAUAACCAGUAGAGGUCAUUUUUUCUUAUACAAAUCUGCAAUAGUAUACGACUAAGCGGUUCGCAUGGUGUAAUCGGUCUUAUUACACGUUCCUUUAGGUAAAGAUCAUAUGGUGGGUUGGCUAUAUCUCCAUAUAAGAGAUAUGAAUGUAUUACCAAUGUAUUUAAUGAAGUUUUAUUUCUUUUGCUAA